Messenger RNA from Amphimedon queenslandica, 701 nucleotides. RefSeq lists its product as uncharacterized. The transcript has 6 exons. The record is from RefSeq and is a predicted model, not a curated record. Lineage: Eukaryota; Metazoa; Porifera; Demospongiae; Haplosclerida; Niphatidae. The coding region runs from base 84 to 698 and encodes 204 amino acids.
CCCCGCCAUUUCCCGUGCCCGAGCCCCUCCCGAGCCCGGUUUUACCAACCCCCGAAACUAAGAGGAUUAAUGAUGAGGAAAAGAUGGAGACACUCCAAAUUAAUGAUGAUGAUCAGAAUGAUGAUGAUAAUUUAUAUCCUUUUGAUAGUUUUAAUACAUUAGGAGCUAUUGGAUUCAGUGUAUAUGAUAACCCACUUAUGGAGAUUAGUGAUCUUCUCACAUCAACCUCUGGAGUUUGUGACAUAACAAAAACAACACUAGAAGACAUGACAAAACAGAGUAAAUUAGGUGAGGAUCUGUGUUACAUGGAUGAUAGUGAGCCACUUGAUACAGAAAGUGAAGACAAUGAGGAGUCCUCUCAUGGAAUCAGAGAAGUGUCAACCAGUUUAAUCCAAAAGAUUUCUGUGAGACAGUAUCCAUCUACAGUAGUGUACAGCAUGACAAAAGACCCUGAGCCAAUGGACAAUGAAUCAGUUCAACUUCCAGUUAGUACAAGACAUUGGAUUGAGAGAAUAGUCAGAAAUCGUUUAGAAAAACUGAAAUCAGAAAGGAACGGUUUUGAUGGAUUGCCUGAUACAGAAUAUAAGGAGUUUACUGAGAGACUAACAGAAAAUACAAGACAAUUUUUAUUAUCACAACUGAAAGCUAAAAUUGGAAAUAGUAGCAUAGACUCUUCCUCAGGCAGUGAUGAUGAUUGAUAA